Molecule: messenger RNA, 5755 nt
Organism: Culex pipiens pallens (northern house mosquito)
Lineage: Eukaryota; Metazoa; Arthropoda; Insecta; Diptera; Culicidae
Gene: Baldspot
Product: elongation of very long chain fatty acids protein 6
Exons: 4
Coding region: 374-1324 (316 amino acids)
Biological process (GO): fatty acid elongation, polyunsaturated fatty acid; very long-chain fatty acid biosynthetic process; fatty acid elongation, saturated fatty acid
Cellular component (GO): endoplasmic reticulum membrane
Molecular function (GO): fatty acid elongase activity
Source: RefSeq, a predicted model, not a curated record
UCGCGGAUCGCCGUUCUGUCACUUUGCGAAAGUUUGAAGUUUGGUGUGUGUGCAAAAGUGUGCGGCCGCGUUUCGUUGGCGAAAAAAUUGUAUCUGCAAAAUCUUCCGGCUUCCGGCGUUUCCUGUGCACUUCCGCCUCGCAAACGGAUCCGUGUUCGCAAAGGGGCACCACCAGCACUAGCAGGCAGUGAUUAAAUCAAUAAGCGUGGCCAAACACCAUUAAGCGUGCGCCCCCCCUCUCGCCAGUGAUAUAAUAGAUCCAAGUUAAGCAACAGCAGUUAGCAAGUGUAACCAAAAAAAAAAAGGAAGAAAAAAUAGCCUAACAAAAUAGUGUAAGAGCAGCAUCCAGCAGCAGCAGCAAGCAGCCACCAAAAUGAACAUCGAGAUCACGCCAAACUACUCGUACAUUUUCGACUUUGAAAAUGAGUUCAUCCACCAGGACACACGCGUCUGGAUGGUCAAAAACUGGACCUACGUGUUCUACUACUGUGGCAUCUACAUGGCGGUGAUCUUCGGCGGGCAGCAUUUUAUGCAAAACAGACCGAGAUUCGAGCUACGGGGACUACUAGCGAUAUGGAAUUCACUUCUAGCAAUGUUCAGCAUAAUGGGUGCCUUCCGGACAGCGCCAGAACUAGUGCACGUACUAAGGCAUUACGGCCUCUUCCAUUCCGUGUGUGUUCCGAGUUUCAUCGAACACGACCGAGUCAGUGGCUUCUGGACGUGGCUGUUUGUGCUGUCGAAGCUGCCCGAGCUGGGCGACACCGUGUUCAUCGUGCUGCGGAAGCAGCCGCUCAUCUUCCUGCACUGGUACCACCACAUCACGGUGCUGAUGUACAGCUGGUUCAGCUACACCGAGUACACCGCGUCGGCCCGUUGGUUCAUCGUGAUGAACUACUGCGUCCACUCGGUGAUGUACUCGUACUAUGCGCUGCGCGCCCUCAACUUUAAGCCCCCGCGCUCGAUCGCGAUGCUGAUCACGACGCUGCAGCUGACGCAGAUGGUGGUGGGCUGCGCGAUCAACAUCUGGGCCCACGGAUUCCUGCAGACCGCUGGGAAGGGCAGCUGUAACAUCUCCGAGAUGAACAUCAAGCUGUCGAUCGCGAUGUACUUUAGCUACUUUGUCCUGUUUGCGCGCUUCUUCUACAAGACCUACCUCUCGACGAACGCCCGCAAGGGCAAGCGCAUGGUCAAGACGACCGUCGGCGGCGGCAGCAACGUGGACCAGGUUCAGUACACCGCCAGCAGUAAACCGACGGUCAUCAGUGCCAGCCUCUCGGCAACGGCGACGACAGCAGCACAAAACGACAAAAUCAAAGCACAGUAAAGGGCUUUCUCUGCUUCACACAAACACACACACACACACUCAUACUGACUCAUUCACACGCAUGCAAAGCUAAACCUAAAAAAAAGGGAGACAAUUUCAGAGAAAGACAAAAAGUGUCCGCAGGUUCUGUGAGAAUCCUUAACACGACGAACAAAAAACACAUUGCACGCACAGAACGUGGCGGCAUAUCUUCGCGGGGUUUGGAACACAAACCUCUUUCCCAAGUCAUCUUUCCACGUUUUCAUUUGUUUUUCGAUUAUUAUCAUUAUUAUUAUUAUUUUCUUGUUCAAAGGGUAGUGAGUACAGACUAAAUAGGUGUUAGUUCUAUUCAAAAUGAGUAAAUUCUUAGCGCGUCAGCGCAGCAGCACGAGGACCUUAGAAGCUACCCGCAGAAACUAUCGUUAACUUGUUCUAACCAUUUCCAACCACCCUACAUUUACGCUCGAAUGUGUUCAUUUGUUGGUUUUAAAGAAGAAAAAAAAGCUCAAACGUUGAAUUAAAUCGUACCUCGAUGCUUAAUUUUUCCCCACACCGCGUAGUUUCCUUGCUGCUGUACCGGGUUUUCCGCGCGGAAAACUAGCUCUCUCUAACCCACCCCCUCCUUCUUAAAGUGUGCGCCCACGGUGAGUAGCAGCUUGGAUCGGUUCGGAACGAACAUCACGUUUCCGCUUUCGUCUCUGUGGGCAGAUCUAUUUGAAAAGGCGAAAAGAUUUGAAUGAUCGGCAAGAAAGUUUGUGCGUAAUCUCGAGCGCGAGAAUGUUCACAAGCUAAAUUUUGGAAAUGAAGCGCGCAGCGAAAUUUACUGAAGAGCUUUCAAAUAGAUGGAGCUCAUGAGGGGGAAAGCGCAGGGUGGCCACUCAAAAUCGGAAAAAUUAGAACAAAACGCACCUUUAUCAACCUUUAGAUGAAUGGUUUUUUGCUGAGAUUUUAAUGAAGUUUCAACAAUUAUUUUCAGUUUUUUUCAGAAAGCCAGAUUAAAAAAAACGUUAAGGUUUGAGAUUAUUUUCUUCAAAUUCUGGAAAAUUUAACUUAAAUGGUGAAGUUAUGUGACAGAGCAUCUAGAUCUGAAAAAAUAAAAAUAAUACUCUGGUUUUUAAUUAAAAUUUUAGUAUUGAAACAUGAAAUCUGAGUGACGAUAUUUUUGGCAGGGUUGCCAAUUUUCAAUAAAAAAUCUGAAUUUACUUUCUUAACUUAGAAAGGGUAUACAGAUAUUCAUGGUUUCCACACUGAAAGGUUUCUCAAACUACUAAUGUAUAAAAUUAUGGUUUUCUUUUUUUAAACAAAUCUCACCCUAUUACAUAUUUGUGAAACGUUACGUUGUGAAACUCCAAAUUUGUCAUUCUUAAAUUGCGAAACGGCCUACUUUUCAUCACAAUAAUUAAAAGUACUGAAAAGUCUCGGACUUCCAAUCGAGCUGUCAAAUCAUGGUUCCAAUCGAGCAGUAAGACCUUUCAAGAAUAAGAACGGAAACAAUUUGAAUUGUUUUUUGGUCAAAAAACAAAAUUGUAAGCAUUCAGUGAAACUAUUUUUCCUAAUUAUUUUUAGUAAAAAUAAAAGUUUCACAAGUGAUGUUAAAAAUCUUGUUUUAUUGCUAAAAAAUAUUAAAAAGUGAUUCCAACCUUGUUUUUGCAAAGCCUCGAAUGAAACAUUGAUUUGACAGCUAUUUUGGAAGCCCGAGAGUAACUUUGCGUCCCUCCAUGUAAACUGUUUAAUGACUUCGUUUUAUCAGUGUUGUAAAUGAGUGAUAAACAAAUAUCAUUUGACGAUUCCUGCACCAAAUUAUUAGAAGUUAUAACGACCGUCACAAAAGUUUUUGAGUUGUCUUCUUAUAUCUCGUGAUUGCCAAUGAGAUUCUCUUUCUAUCACUCCUUCUCUUUUGCUCGAUCAGCUCACUCACCGAAGAAUAUUUAGUUUUCUCACCUUUAUGGCUACGCUGAGAGAGAAAAGAGUCGCACGAGAUUGUGUACACACGAGAUAGAGAUCGAUGAACUUUUUUGCUGAGAAGAAUGAUAUUUCGGGCAUGAUAAUGGUAGUUACUGAGAACUGAAAGUUUGCUAUUUUUUUAACACUUUGUGUUAUUUUUUCUAAAAAAAAUAAAAACGGGAUGUCCUCAGUUUUUAAGAACAGCUCGAUCAAAUCUAGAGUUUGUUUUUUUUUUUAAUAGAUCUUAUAAACAUAUAAAAGGCAAUAGCUUAUAGGACCAUAAAAAAAAACUCUGGAAAUGAAAUAUUUUGGUAAUAUAGUGAGACAACAUGAUGCUUUUUUUAAGUCCAUCUGGGCCCACAAACUGAGCGAGAAUAUCGCAAUAAAAAGAGCCUCUUAUCACUCGUUUGCGAAGAAUCGGCGAAAUUGAGGAUCCAUGAGUGAUUUCGAGUACAUUUCAGGAGUUUUUUUUUUUUAAAGGUCCGAUGAUCCAAAUUUCCAGUUUUUGCUUUUUGGGUGUUUUUGAAACCGCCUUGAGGUUUUAAAAAACACCCAAAAAGCAAAAACUGAAAAUUUGGUUUAUUGGACCUUUUCAAAAAAACGCCAGAUUUGCAGAUUAUUGUCACAUUUCAUAAAAUCAUAAAAUGUCAUCUCCUUUUUUUGAAAAUUCGAGGAUGAUUUUAUCAUGAUAUUUUCAGUGUGAAUAAUUUAAUUUGAAAAAAAACCUUAUUUUUAUAUUUGAAAAAUCUAGGAAAUGAACUGAAAUUCUAAAUUUAGAUUUGAGUAACCACCCUGAAAAUGUGAUUUCCUGUACUUUCUAAUCUAGACAAUAAAUUUCCCCCUCCUCGUAAUAAGCAUUUAACGAGAUUUUCGCGUGCAAGCGGGUAGUUUUAGCAGGUAACAAAAAGCUUCAAACGAUUAGCUAGCCCCAAAGUUUGAGCGAAGGGUCCUCACUGCUGUGUCGCUUUCGAACCGCGUGCGUACUGUUUGGGCCUAGCCCCACUGUUUUCCCCGUUCCCCACAUUAAUUUAUACAUCUUCUAAAAAUCUUGUUUUUGCGCUCUUGCAAAACACUGCUCAAAAGUUUCAAUCCACCCGCCCCUGAACUAUAUCUCCCUCUCCUUCUCUCUUGUUACUGGUAUUCGUACGAAGUAGUCUUGAGUUAGGCCGUAAGUUGUUUUUUCGGAAGAUCCUUGUGUAAAUAAUCUUUUCUAGUGAACAAAACAACCAUUUAAAAAAGGAUAUCGCGUUAAGCAGCUAUAAACUAUAACGACCUUAGGGCUGAGAUACCAUUGCGAGAAAUGCUGAUGAAAUAACAAAAAAAAAACAAUGCAAAGCAAAGCUAACAUAAACCAAUCCCACAAUUGAGAAAUUCUAAAAAGUAAAACAAACCGUUGUUGCAAUAGAAAUUACACAAAUUUUGCGGUUCAUCCCGUCCUAGGAAGAAAACAAGAAAAAUAAAUCCACUCAAGGAAACAGCAUGAACAAAUGAUUCGCUUUUUGUUGCGUAGCAGAAACAAAUGUGUGCUCCCUUCUAAAAAAAAGAAUAAAACUUUUCAACCCCGAACUAGCGAAAAACAAAUUUAACAAAAUGCCACAGAAAAAAAAAAAACCGCAAAAACGUGGCGGUGCGAUGUGUGGUGAGAAAGGAAUUCCUCAUUGUGUAAAUAUUCUACCGAACAAAAAUGAGCUUUCGCCGUUUGCGUGUCACGCGUUACAACAAAAACCGCACAUUGUGUCCGCGUUUGCAGUGCAACCUUUUUUAGAACAUUCCUUGGUGCGGGUGUGCGCGGCAUUUAAGGACGAAGCAGCAAAAACAAUAGAUCAAAAAUACAGCAAAUUACACAGAACAAGUUGAAAGAAGUUUUCGAAAAAUACAUGACAUUGGUUUCUUUUCGUUUUUUUUUUCUUGUGUGAAACUAGCAAAAGUAAUAUUUCUAUUGUUUGCUAAUCACACACGCACACACACACACAAAUGUGUUCUGUUAACAAUUGAUUGAGUGAAAGUGUUUGAAUUUUGUUUUCGUUUGAAUUUCUUUGGUUGAUUAUUUGUAUCGAAAAUACAAACAAACACAUAAGCUUUAAACACACACUCACACAAACAACAAUAUAUUUAUUAUGGCUGAAAAAUUUCAUCAACAGAGAAAAUAAAGAGAAAGAAACACAACAACUUCGCUACAUUCGUAAAAGUAUCACAAAGAGGUGGAUAAAAAGGCAAACAAUAAUUAACUCAAAAUGAAAAACAAAACAAAAUGUAACAGAAAAAAAAGUGUUAACAAAAAAUAUGGUUCAUUACUAGCAGUGUGGAGUAAAGAAGGAGAAAAAUCUACCUAUAGUUCAUAAACUGUAACAGUGACUACAAGCAAGCAAAGCAAAAACAAACAUUUAAAAAAGGGGAAAAAAUUUCAACUAGUGAAAAAAUAGUAUUAAAAAAAAACAAAUAACAAAACAACAAAAAAUGGUUCUGUAUUGUUUCUUCUAUUACUUAUUGUGUAUGGAAAACUGCGAA